Molecule: messenger RNA, 1201 nt
Organism: Amphibalanus amphitrite
Lineage: Eukaryota; Metazoa; Arthropoda; Thecostraca; Balanomorpha; Balanidae
Product: G-protein coupled receptor dmsr-1-like
Biological process (GO): G protein-coupled receptor signaling pathway
Cellular component (GO): membrane
Molecular function (GO): G protein-coupled peptide receptor activity
Source: RefSeq, a predicted model, not a curated record
GUACUGGCGGACGGCGGGCUUCGACGGAGAGGGACCCGAGCCGAAGGAGCGGACUCCAGCCCCUCAGAGGCGCGGACAAGAUGGCGACUGAGGCCCUGGAGCAGAACCUGACGGACAGUCUGGUGGAGAACAUGACGACCCUGUCUCCCGAGUACUGUGGCGCCGGCCUGAACGCCUUCUACCUCGGCUACCGCAAGGUGCACGGCUACCUGGCGCUGGCCGUCUGCAUCUUCGGCCUCACCACCAACAUCCUCAGCAUCGUUGUGCUGACGCGCAAGACGAUGGUGUCUCCGACGAACGCCAUCCUGGCCGGCCUGGCCAUCGCCGACAUCAUGGUCAUGGUCAUGUACGUCCCGUUCACGCUCAACUACUACCUGCAGGCGUUCGGCAGGACCAGCUUCAGCUACGGCUGGGCCGUCUUCAUGCUGACGUACGUGCACGUCACGCAGGUGUUCCACACGGUCUCCAUCUGGCUGACAGUGGUGCUGGCGGUGUGGCGGUACCUGGCCAUCGGACACCCGUCGCUGAACCGCGAGUGGUGCUCCAUGAAGAAUACCUCUGUGGCCAUCGUGUCCGCCUACAUCGUCUGCCCGAUCCUCUGCAUCCCCAGCUACCUGACCUUCGCCAUCUCGCCCCAGGGCAACUCCACGGACAGAUUCGUGGUCGGCUUCAGCGACCUGAGCACCUACAAUGACAAGUUCCUCGAGAAGUUCAACUUCUGGAUGUACAGCGUGCACGUCAAGCUGCUGCCGUGCGUCAUCCUUACCAUCUUCAGCUGCUGCCUCAUCCACGAGCUCAUGAAGGCGCGCAAGCGGAAGGCAGCUCUGCUGCGCAAGAUGAGCUCCGGUCAGAGCAAGCAGUCAUGCGCUGAGAAGCAGGCAGUGCGGACCACCCGCAUGCUGCUCGCCAUCCUGCUGCUCUUUCUGCUCACGGUUCCCCAGGGCAUUCUGUCGCUCAUGUCCGGAAUUCUCGGCAAGAAGUUCCUCGACCAGUGCUACAACCGGCUCGGGGACUUGAUGGACAUUCUGGCGCUCAUCAACUCUUCGAUGAACUUCAUCUUCUACUGCUCGAUGUCGUCGCAGUUCCGGUCGACGUUCCAGCAGCUCUUCAUGGCCAGCCGGUGGGUACCGGUGCCGCUGAAGCCACCAUCGACCACGGAGCAGACCGAGUGUACCCGACUGUAAAUGCGCCGGCUUGGACC